Messenger RNA from Theileria parva strain Muguga, 525 nucleotides. RefSeq names its product putative integral membrane protein. The coding region runs from base 147 to 455 and encodes 102 amino acids. Lineage: Eukaryota; Apicomplexa; Aconoidasida; Piroplasmida; Theileriidae. The record is from RefSeq and is a predicted model, not a curated record. The transcript has 2 exons.
AUUAAACUAAUGAUUCACUGGUUUUAUUAUUUGUCUGUGUUAUCGGGUUUCACAAUUUUUAUACUCCAUAACACAAUAUUAUUCCAAUAUUAUUAAUUAUUAUUCCAACAUUAUUAAUUAUUAUUCCAAUAUUAAUAAUUAUUUUAAUGAUGUUGUGUAAUGUUGGUAGGAGUUCGGUGUAUUUUUCGGGUAUAUUGAGGAAAAGUGUGCCUGCGAGAUUCAGUUAUUUAAACAACAGUAGGAGAUAUUUCGGGUCUUACAUUGAGGAUUAUUACACUACGAAUCAUGCCGCUACUGGAUUCUCCUCACCCCUCAGAAAAUCUUUCGCCUUUCUCAUACUCAUUGCUCAGGCUACAUUAACAUUUGGCGCGUUGCUUCAUACGAAUUAUUAUUUUACUGGGAAGGCGCUUCCGAAAACUGAUGGGCAGUCUCAGCUCUGCUCCGAUUCCAGAUAAUUCACUGCCAAGUCAUCAGUUUAUCAUUCUAACUGCAUUUCUUUACCGCUACUAAGAUAAUAUUUUAAGU